AAGUAGAGACUCUGAAGCAAAGAAAACGCAUUAGUUUCGUGAAGAGUGUUGAAUUUGCAAAAAUCUUCUUUUGGAUUUUCCCCUCCUGCAAUUCACCAAGCGAAUACAUCACUGAUUGAGCUCUUUGCCAUGAAGCGCCCCUUUGACGACGCCACCACCACCACCGCUGCCAAACCCGUCUUCUUGACCAAAGCUCAGCGCGAAGAACUCGCCCUCAAACGUCGCCAAGAAGAAAUUGCCCAGCAAAAACGCCGCCAAGAACAGCUUCUCGCUCAGGCGCUAAACUCUGAUAGGCCCACCUCCGAUUCCCGCGAUUCUCGCGACCGCGACCGCCACCGGCGAGAACGGGAGCGGGAACGUGAUCGGGAGCGUGAAGAAGAGGCGAAAGCGAGGGAGCGUGCUAGAAUGGAGAAGACGAAUGAGCGUGAAAGAGAGAAGGAAUUGGAGGCGAUAAAACAGCAAUAUUUAGGAUCGAAGAAGCCUAAGAAGAGAGUUAUAAAGCCGAGUGAGAAGUUUAGAUUUUCGUUUGAUUGGGAAAAUACUGAAGAUACUUCAAGGGAUAUGAAUAUUUUGUAUCAGAAUCCUCACGAAGCUCAGCUUUUGUUUGGGCGAGGGUUUCGAGCGGGGAUGGAUAGGAGAGAGCAGAAGAAAUUGGCGGCGAAGAACGAGAAGGAGAUGAGAGAAGAUAUUAGAAAGAAGGAGGGGGUUGAGGAGAGGCCGGAGGAGGCAGCGGCACAGAGGCUGAAGGAAGAAGCUGCUGAUUUGUAUGAUACUUUUGAUAUGAGAGUUGAUCGACAUUGGUCAGAAAAGCUGCUUGAUGAGAUGACUGAGAGAGAUUGGAGAAUUUUUAGGGAAGAUUUCAAUAUUUCGUAUAAAGGGUCAAAGAUUCCGAGGCCAAUGAGGAACUGGGCUGAGAGUAAAUUGAGUUCUGAGUUGUUAAAAGCUGUGGAGAGAGCUGGGUAUAAGGCGCCUUCACCUAUUCAAAUGGCGGCUAUUCCGCUUGGUUUGCAGCAAAGGGAUGUUAUUGGCAUUGCUGAGACUGGCUCUGGUAAGACUGCUGCUUUUGUAUUGCCUAUGUUGACUUACAUAUCUAGAUUACCGCCAAUGAGUGAAGAGAAUGAGGCUGAGGGGCCUUAUGCUGUUGUGAUGGCUCCUACUCGUGAGCUUGCACAGCAGAUUGAGGACGAGACUGUUAAGUUUGCACAUUAUUUGGGGAUAAAGGUGGUUUCAAUUGUUGGUGGGCAGUCUAUUGAGGAACAAGGGUUUAGAAUUAGGCAAGGGUGUGAGGUUGUAAUUGCAACGCCAGGUCGUUUGAUUGAUUGUUUGGAGAGGCGAUAUGCGGUUUUAAAUCAGUGUAACUAUGUGGUUCUUGAUGAGGCUGAUAGGAUGAUUGAUAUGGGUUUUGAGCCACAGGUUGUGGGUGUGUUGGAAGCAAUGCCUUCGAGUAAUUUGAAACCAGAAAAUGAAGAUGAGGAGCUUGAUGAGAAAAAAAUUUAUAGAACUACUUAUAUGUUUAGUGCUACUAUGCCUCCUGCUGUGGAGCGGCUUGCUAGGAAAUACUUGAGGAAUCCUGUGGUGGUUACAAUUGGCACUGCUGGAAAGGCUACCGAUUUGAUAUCUCAGCAUGUGAUGAUGAUGAAAGAAUCAGAGAAAUUUCCCAGGUUGCGGAGAUUGCUUGAUGAUUUUUCAGAUAAGACAGCAAUUGUCUUUGUUAACACCAAGAAGAAUGCAGAUACAGUUGCCAAGAAUCUGGAUAAGGCAGGCUAUCGAGUAACUACUUUGCAUGGUGGGAAGUCCCAGGAGCAGAGAGAAAUUAGCCUUGAAGGUUUUAGGACCAAGAGAUACAAUGUCCUUGUUGCAACUGAUGUUGCAGGGCGUGGGAUUGAUAUACCUGAUGUGGCUCAUGUUAUCAAUUAUGAUAUGCCUGGGAAUAUCGAAAUGUACACUCAUCGUAUUGGUCGAACAGGCCGUGCUGGAAAGACUGGUGUUGCUACGACUUUCUUGACUCUUCAUGAUACUGAUGUCUUUUAUGAUCUCAAGCAGAUGCUUAUCCAGAGUAACAGUCCAGUGCCUCCUGAAUUGGCAAAGCAUGAGGCUUCAAAAUUCAAGCCAGGAACAAUUCCUGAUAGACCUCCUAGACGCAAUGACACUGUUUUUACUCAUUGAAGAAUAUGUAGAUCUGUGAGACACUUCCUUAUAGGCUUCACUCCUCCUUUUUUGGCCAUAUCAUGGCCCUUAGUGGCUAACGUAUCUUUACUCACUGGAAUUGGAAACUUAUCUAUAAUUUGAUUAUUACAGCUUCCAUUAUAAAAUUGGUGUAUUUUACUUCUUUUGCCCUUCAGUGUGGCUGCUGCUUACUGAUUGUUGAUUUUGAAGAUGUUCAUCAUCAUAUCAGUUAAAGGUACUAAAUUUGCUAGCAUGGGUUAGUUUUCUUGCCUGGUAUGGGAGAACAAGUAAGAGGCUUGAGUGAUGAUAUGACACUAUGCUUUGUUUAUCAUUCUCCUGCUGAUGGACUUGUUGAUUUAUCUGUGAGAUGAACUGAUGAUAAAGUCAGGAUCUUCCACGUCCAGCAUGGAGGUCCUCUGCUUCUUGCUGCACUAACAUUUGGACAGUGUUCUAAUUGUUUAAAAGCUGUGCGUGUCCCUAUUCUGGCUGCUCCAAUCAUCAUUUCCAGAACCAUAUACAAUGACUUCACCCGAAUGAUUCAGGAUUGAUCUCCAGCAACCCUGCAUUUCCGUUCAUUGUCAAAGCUAACAGCACAAUAUACAAAUGGCAGAGAUGAACUUGUUUAUAAGUACUUACAGUUGCUCUGAAUGCCAUCUUUCCUAGAUUAUUUGAAACUGAUGGAACUCUGUUAUUGAAUCGUGAAUGUUGAAUUGAGUAAUAUCUUUAGAGGAGUAGUUUAUAUAGACAAGAGGAGAGCCAGUGGAAACCCCGACUUAGAAAGAGGUUUGUUGACAAGUAGGUAAGAGGAAACUGAAAGCUCUGAAUUCACCUUACAUUCUUAUGUGACUUUGCUUUGAUGUUAAAACUUUCUGACUUUGCUAGCAUGGGUUGGUUUUUUGGUAUUUAAUUAGGUAUGGGAGAACAUGUAAGGGGCUUGAGUGAUGAGAUGACACAUAAAUCCUCACAUUAUCAUGCUUUCAUGAUACAUGGUGCAGGUAUUGGACUUGGUGACGUGUCUUUCCAAUUGAUUCACAUUCAAGCUGAACUUAUGACAUGUUAAUUGCUGCUUUGUCCAGAAAAGUGAUGUGGGAAGGAGGAUGUGUUAGUAGUAAUUUUUGCUUGCUUUUAUCAACUCCUGCUUGUGUUUGCAUGCAUGAGUUUAUCUUCUUCUUGCUGGCUGCAUCUAAAUAUGAUGCAUUUGUUAGGUGAUUGUUGAAGCCUUUAGAUAGAAUUGCAACUGUUUCUGAAGUCCUGUAAAUGAUUAAUUGAUUAUAAAUUGAAAAUCUGGGAAGUUGAGUUUUA
Mangifera indica (mango) is the source of this 3468-nucleotide messenger RNA. RefSeq names its product DEAD-box ATP-dependent RNA helicase 21-like. The record is from RefSeq and is a predicted model, not a curated record. Gene Ontology annotation, biological process: mRNA splicing, via spliceosome. Gene Ontology annotation, cellular component: catalytic step 2 spliceosome. The transcript is spliced from 4 exons. Bases 130 to 2166 code for a protein of 678 amino acids. NCBI's taxonomy places the organism in Eukaryota, Viridiplantae, Streptophyta, Magnoliopsida, Sapindales, Anacardiaceae. Gene Ontology annotation, molecular function: RNA helicase activity; RNA binding; ATP binding.